Molecule: messenger RNA, 1400 nt
Organism: Leptopilina boulardi
Lineage: Eukaryota; Metazoa; Arthropoda; Insecta; Hymenoptera; Figitidae
Exons: 3
Coding region: 561-980 (139 amino acids)
Molecular function (GO): nucleic acid binding; zinc ion binding
Source: RefSeq, a predicted model, not a curated record
UUCGCAAAAUUCGUAAAUUUUGCAAAAAUUUUGAAAAUAUAACAUCGAUUUUGUAAAUAUUCGUAAUCAACGAGCUCAAAAACUCCCAGGAAAUAAUUUUUUAGCGAGUCCGAUUAAUUUUUAAUUUUUUCAUGCGCCAUAUUAGAUCCACCAUUUUCAAUUUUCAAAAUUUUUCAAUUCUGAUAUUAUAUUCGUAAUUUGCGACCCUUAAAACCCCUAGUUAGUGAUUGUCAAGCAAAUAUGAUGGAUUUUUAUAUUUUUUUCAGCCUUACCAAAAGGUGGUUAAUAUAUUGACCACUGUGACUGAAAGGGUUAAUAAAAAAUUACACAAAAACCACAGUUCUGACAAUGAAAUUAAUUCAAAAAAUAAAAACGAAGUGACUUCUGAAAACGACAGUACUCAAAAGGACAGUAAUAAGAAAGACAGUAAAAUAAAUAACAACGACAGUAUUGAUAAUAAAAAUUUAACGAAUAAUAAUGAUAAAGGGGCAGCUGGCCCUAUUCAAAGCACAAAACGACAGUUCAAUAGUGACGAAAAUUCCGAUCCAAGCAACGGCAAAAUGGAGAGACGAAUAAAUGUUUUGGAUUCGAGAAUGGGUCAACUAGAACACAUGAUGGAUUUAACCCUUAAUAUGACAACGAAAAUGCAUGAAACCAUGCAAACAUGGCUUGACCGUUGUAAACCGGAAAAUAAGGCGGAAGCAAAUCAAGCACAAGCAGCAACCAAGAACCAUCCUGGUUCAAAAACGACUGCUAUGGCCUCCGUACAAUUCGCAAAUUCGGGUCAACGACAGUGGGUAAACGAACGAUGUUACGAGUGUGACGAUUAUGGCCAUAUGAAGAACGAAUGUCCCUUGAAAGGUCAAGGUUUACGAAAAUGCUACGAGUGUCAAAAAUUCACAACUCAUAAAGCUUAUGAGUGUGAAAAACGACUGGCUAGAAACAGAGGCAGAGGCAGAGGAAUCGCAUAUAGCGAUUAGCCAUGAGCCUUCUGACUGACAAUGGAAGACUGGAUUCUAAUUGAUCUCAAUGACAGUGCCAUAAAAGAUGAUUCCAAAGACUGUUUUGAUGGAAAAUAAUCAGUAUUUAACCAGAAAAAGUGAUUUUACGAAAUACUUCGUUUCUAAUUACAGUAUUUUUGUAUUGUUCGAUUUAUAUUUUUAUAUCAAGUUAACUUUAAUUAUUUUAAGUACUUUAAUAAUAUUUUAUAAUACAACGAGUCAAUCUCGGGAGGGAGUGUUGGAUUUGUAUCCUUCGCGGUAUAUGCUCUAUUGACUCUAGCGGUUACGAGUCUACGUCAUGUCCGUAUGCGCACGCACUCCCUCACACUCUUGCUCAGUAGCUUCGAUCGUGUGUUCAUUCAUCGAUAGUCUCUCUUAAUAAACGACCGUUUCUGUGAA